ACUAUCAAUUAUUUCAAAAAUAAAAACUUGGGUCUUUUGGGGCAUCAAAAAAAAAUCAAUCAAAAUCAUAUAUCUUCCGACAAAAACCGGCCACAACCGCCGCCAUGGACGGCCGUGCAACACCACCGUCAAAAAAGCACCACCACCAACACCCCAUCAGCGGAACUGCUUCAAAGUUCCUUGUUGAUCUUCCAUCUAAAGGCCUUUUUUCUUCUCCUGUCAUUUCCUCCAGUUUGGGUGGAAUGCGGGUCUAUGUUACUGAUCACGAUACUUCACCCCCGGAAAAUCAGCUUAUAAAGACCGAUCAGGUGAACAUACUGAUUCGAUCUCUUCUGCUUAAGCAACAACAGAAGAGUGGAACAACUGCAAAGGGUGCUAAGGGUGUAUCCGCAAGUGAGAGCUCAAGAAAAAGGGCCCCAGAAAGAGUUGUGGAAGGUCGGGCUUCUGCUAAGAGGGCAGCAUCAACCACCCAAAAUGGCUCACGGCAAGAUGGAUCUAAAUCACAAUUACCUGAAAACCUCCAAAGUUUGACCGUGGAGAGACUUCGUGCACUUCUAAAGGAGAGAGGUCUUUCGGUGAGAGGGAAGAAGGAUGAACUGAUUGCACGGCUGAGAGCUACUACUGGUUCCGCAAGCUCUUCUGCAGCCAAAUAAUAAUAAGGCCCUAGUAUCAAUAUGUGGAAUGCACUCUUAUUCUGGGAAAAUUGCCACAUUUACUUGUGCUUUUGGCUGCAUCAAUGAUAUGGGGGUGCUACAUAUCGUUAAUUUAUUUACUUUUUCGGGCAUCCGGAUUUUGUAUUAUGUGACCAACUACUACUAGCUUACUAGGUGCACAAGAGGUUGUACUAUAUAACUUAAGUAAUCCUGUAUGUCUUAUGUUUAUUUGGGGUACAAUUCAGUAAUGAAGUUAUUCUCAUGAAA
Erigeron canadensis is the source of this 920-nucleotide messenger RNA. RefSeq lists its product as uncharacterized. The transcript has 6 exons. Gene Ontology annotation, cellular component: Cul4-RING E3 ubiquitin ligase complex. Bases 105 to 653 code for a protein of 182 amino acids. Gene Ontology annotation, biological process: positive regulation of proteasomal ubiquitin-dependent protein catabolic process. The record is from RefSeq and is a predicted model, not a curated record. NCBI's taxonomy places the organism in Eukaryota, Viridiplantae, Streptophyta, Magnoliopsida, Asterales, Asteraceae.